Parnassius mnemosyne (clouded apollo) is the source of this 2955-nucleotide messenger RNA. NCBI's taxonomy places the organism in Eukaryota, Metazoa, Arthropoda, Insecta, Lepidoptera, Papilionidae. The record is from the annotation of a GenBank genome assembly.
AUGCAGGUUGACUUCUCAACCAACCCAAUAACUUCGUACUCUCUAUUGGUACAAUAUAUAACUGAAGCAGCUGACUUAUUUAUCCCAUCCAAAAAACCCCACAGCAAGAACCUAUCCUCCCCUCCAUGGUGGGAUGCUGAGUGCACCACUAUGAUUAAAAGGAGAAAAGCUGCAGAAAAGCUUUAUAAUCACUGUAUGACAACCGAUAAUUUUAUACAAUUUCAAAAAACCUCCGCUCAAACAAGGAGACUACUUUCCAAAAAGAAAAAAAAUGGAUGGAAAAAAUUCUGUGAAUCCUUGUCCCCUAAUUCACCAGUAACAAUAGUUUGGAAAAAUAUAAAAAAAUUUCGUGGCUCCCUUCUUUCUGAUUCCAACAUUUCUGAUAACUCUUUACCAUGGUUAGAAGUCUUCUCUGAUAUGUUAGCUCCUCCUUUUGUCCCUAAUGAAUAUACAAUAUGCCCACCCAUUCCAGUCCCGUCUUACAUCAACAAUAAUGAGAUAAUCUUCUCAUUGUCCGAAUUACAGUCUGUGCUAUCUGGCUUAAAAUCCUCUUCUCCAGGAGAAGAUGGCAUACCCUAUGCGUGUUUAUGUAAAUUAAGCCUUAAAGGUAAAUUAAUUCUUCUCCAAAUUCUGAACAAUAUCUACAUAUCAUCUAAUAUUCCUCUGUCUUGGUCAAACCAAAUUGUUAUACCUAUCCUUAAACCCGGAAAAGAUCCCAAAGAAGCUUCUUCCUACCGCCCAAUCGCACUCUCAUCUACUUUUUGCAAAAUUUUAGAACAUUUAAUUAAAAACAGACUUGAAUGGUUUCUGGAACAUAAUAACAUCCUUGCAAAAAGUCAAUUUGGUUUUCGUAAAGGUAAAAGCACUUUAGAUAGUUUGAGCAUCCUAACUACAGAUAUUAGGUUGGCCUUUUCUAAAAAUGAAUACUUGGUGGGUUGUUUCCUGGACAUAUCAUCUGCCUAUGACAGUGUUCUUCUUCCAGUGCUCAGGCAGAAAAUGCUUCAUCUGAACAUCCCUGCGAAGACUGUACACUUCAUUUACAAUCUGUUCAUGGGACGAUCUAUCAAAAUUCGCAAUAAAGGAAUGUUAACCUCGCCCAGAACAAUCUGGAAGGGUCUACCACAGGGCUCGGUCUUAAGCCCUAUUCUUUACAAUAUCUACAUAUAUGACCUUGAACAUUCGAUUUCAUCUUUCUGUGACAUAUUACAAUAUGCAGAUGAUCUUGCUAUCUAUGUAACAGCUCCUGAUAUCCUAACUGCCUCCCAUCAUCUUAACAGAGGCUUAUAUUAUCUUAAUCAAUGGCUUACUGACCAUGGCCUCUCUCUUUCAGCUUCUAAAAGCAAAACAAUAACCUUUAGUAGAAAACGUGUUUUCCCUACUAUUGAUAUCUCAUAUAAUGGUGAAUCUAUUCCAGUUGUUAACAAAGUAAAAUUUUUAGGUAUUUUCUUAGAUUGUCAUAUGACUGGUACUGCUCACUUUAAUUACAUCUGUGACAAAUGUGAGAAAGGUGUUAAUAUUCUUAGAUCCCUUUCAGGCGUAUGGUGGGGUUCUCACCCCAUGUGUCAAAAAAUCCUAUACAAUGCCAUCAUCCGCAGUCACUUCGACUAUGGCUCUUUUCUUUUGGAGCCCUGCAACAAAUCGGCCCUUAAUAGACUUGAUGUUAUCCAAGCAAGAUGUUUACGUAUUAUCACAGGCGCAAUGAAAUCAACUCCUAAAAAUGCUUUACAAGUAGAAUGUGCUGAUCCCCCUCUCUCUUUACGAAGACAGUUUCUAGCUGAUAGAUUUCUCUCAAAAACUCUACAACUAUCAUCUCACCCCUUACAUCGUAAACUAGAAUCCUUGCUACUAUUAGCUGUAAACAACUCCUACUGGUUUAAUAAAAGCUGGCCCCCUAUUCUUAAAUCUCUAAAUAGAUUAAAAAAUAUUGGUUAUCCUUGUGUAACAUCCCUAAUUCUACCCUAUUUUGAAACCAGCUAUGAAGCUAUAUUAAUAAACCCUAAAAUCACUCUGAAUUUAAACAUUAAUAAAAAUUCCCCCACUGCAAACAGAACUUUCUACAACCUUGUGGCAAAAAAAUGGUCUGAUUGGCUAUAUAUUUUUACUGAUGCUUCCAAAUUGUCUCCAUUCAAAUGUGUCGGUUCCGCAGUCUGGAUCCCCAAAUACAAAAUUGUCCUUAAUUAUAGAUGUCCUCCUCAAGCUUCUGUUUUUACUGGGGAAGCUGUAGCCAUAUAUGAGGCUAUUUCCUAUAUUCUUUCCCAUAAAAUUCCUAAGUCAGUUAUAUUUACUGAUUCAAAAAGCUGCCUAAUGUCAUUACAGAGCAAUAUAUUUAAAAUGAAUUCCAUCUCCCCAUUAAUACUGAAAAUUAAGGAACUCAUACUAAAUUGUAAUAAGAGUGGGCUUGAUGUGGAGAUUGUGUGGAUUCCUAGUCAUUGUGGUAUAGAAGGAAAUGAACAGGCUGACUCUUGGGCCAAAGGAGCUGUUGAUACUGGCUGUCCUUCUCAUUUAAUGAUUUACUCUCAUGAUCUAAUGUCAUUAGCUCAAAUUGAAUUAAAGAACUCUUGGAACAGAGAAUGGAGCACAUCCAGACAUAUUAAAGGUUGUCACUUUGGUAAAAUUCAACCCCAAAUCCCUCCAAAACCUUGGUUCUUUAAAUUUAGCUUUUUGAACAAACAAAUCACAUCUACAAUCUGCCGUUUAAGGCUUGGGCAUGCCUGCACUCCUGUAUUUCUAGCUAAAAUUAGAAUCAAAGAUCAUUCCCUCUGUGAAUGUGGACUGGAUGAAGGUACCCCAGACCACAUUUUCUUUAAUUGCCAAAAUCACCCAAUUUCUUUAUAUGACAUUCUUCCCAACACAAUCCCUCGACCAAUGAAUAUCAAUUCCCUCUUAACUAUCCCCAAUUCCAUAUAUGUCAAUAUGAUCUCAAAAUAUAUUCAAAUGUAUAAUAUUAAACUCUAA